Hyaloscypha bicolor E is the source of this 2306-nucleotide messenger RNA. Its product is annotated as MFS multidrug transporter-like protein. Gene Ontology annotation, biological process: transmembrane transport. Gene Ontology annotation, cellular component: membrane. NCBI's taxonomy places the organism in Eukaryota, Fungi, Ascomycota, Leotiomycetes, Helotiales, Hyaloscyphaceae. The record is from RefSeq and is a predicted model, not a curated record. The transcript is spliced from 2 exons. Gene Ontology annotation, molecular function: transmembrane transporter activity. The coding region runs from base 375 to 2180 and encodes 601 amino acids.
CCGCCGCGGUGAGUAUGAUUUCUAUUGAUAAUCGAGUGGGUGGGUCUAGUCUUUUCUUCGGGUUAGGCGGUCGUCAUUAAGUGCUCAGGACUCGGAUGUUCCUCACCCAUAUAAGUUUAUAUGUUCUGUGACGCCCUCACCUGCACUGUGACGACCAAAUACGCCCUUCAUUACCAAUCCACUGCCCACGCAUGUCAACACGGCAUCUACGCUAUGGCAGGGUCUUUUUGGUCGAACAUUUCUUCCGCAUUAUUUCUUCAUUCAUUGUUUCUUCCAUAUGUGAGCAACUCAUCCGCCACUCCUUGCAUUCAAUAACAUUUGCACCCAUUUUACUACUUUGCUAAAUUAUCUUUUUAUUACAUCCAACUCUCACUAUGUCUGUCGAAAAUCCUCAGAGUCAAGUCGCUCGCCCCCACAGCCAAGCCCAAUCCAAUUGCCCUCCCAGCGAGACCAUCAAUCAACUCUCAACUCAUGAUUCCAACUCUUCAACUGAUAGCAUCUACUUGGUUCAAGUCAACGAUGCCGCUCUUGCCGCAGCAUAUCAGGAUGAGUUUGCGAGUCCAACGUCGCCUGGACGCUUGGAAAAAGAAAGUUCGCUGCACGAUGGAGCACCAGCCGUUGAGGAAUCCCUCAAGGUGAGACUCGAACAACUCGGGAGGCAGAGACCAGAGGUCUUUGGCUCCGUGUGGGCUGAGAUAGGCUUCGUCUUCUCUACCUCCAUGUCCCAGGUUCUUUCGGAAUAUUUCGUGUCUGGCUUUACUGUCAUCCUUCCAACAUUAGUCAAGGAUUUGGAUAUCCCCGCUGCGUCGUCUACAUGGCCUGCGAGUGCCUUCUCGUUGACGGUGGCGAGUUUCCUUUUGAUCUUUGGUCGAGCAGCCGAUAUGUUCGGAGGAUAUCCGGUCUACGUCGCUGGCAUGAUAUGGCUUACGGCCUGGAGUCUGAUCGCUGGAUUCUCGACAAAUGAGAUCAUGCUCAACUUCUGUCGAGCACUUCAGGGGCUGGGUCCAGCUGCCUUUCUCCCAUCCAGUGUGAUGAUCCUUGGCAGCAUCUAUCGUCCAGGCCCCAGGAAGAAUCUUAUCUUCAGCAUUUAUGGGGCAUCUGCGCCAUUAGGAUUCUUCAUUGGGAUAUUCUUCGCUGGAGUUACUGCCGAGUACACAAUUUGGGGUUGGUACUUCUGGGUCGGAUCGAUCUUGGCAGGAAUCACAGCAUUGACGGCAUACCUCACCAUUCCAUCCGACAUCCAAGAAAAGUUCAAUGCAACAUCAAAGGUCCAGAUGGACUGGCCCGGGGCGGUUCUCAGUGUCUCCGGGCUCGUCCUCUUCACAUUCGCUGUGAUCGAUUCUUCUCAUGCACCCCAACAGUGGAAAACACCAUACAUCUACACCCUCUUAAUCGUCGGGUCUAUUCUACUUCUAACAACGGCCUACGUCGAAGUCGGAGUUGCUGAACAGCCACUACUUCCAGUAUCGCUUUUCAAACUCCCAUGUAUGCCAGCGCUCGUCAUCGCGCUAUUCUUCACCUACGGGUCCCUCGGUGUCUUUCUCCUUUACGCAACAUUCUAUAUGGAAAGUGUCAUGGGAGCUUCACCAUUACAAGUCGUUGCCUGGUAUGUUCCAAUGGCUCUCGGGGGGUGUAUCAUUGCUACCUUCGGUGGCUUUGUCCUCCAUCUACUACCAGGAACAAUCCUCAUCAUCAUCUCGGGCAUCUCCUGGAUCGUAGCCCCAUUGCUCUUCGCAAUCAUGCCACAAAGUGCAUUAUACUGGGCGUACAUCUUCCCUUCCAUGAUCUGCGCAACUGUCGGAAUUGACAUAACCUUCACCGUAGCCAACAUCUUCAUCACGACCUCCCUGCCACGCAAACAACAGGGACUUGCAGGCGCAGUGAUAAUGCUGCUACUUCACCUUGGGAUCGCGGUCAUGCUUGGGUUCGCGGAUGUCGUGAAUACGUAUACGGUUGCCAGCUUGGACAUGAGGAGGAGCUACCAUGCGGUGUUUUGGUUUGAGGUCGCGUGUGCGAGUGCGGCGUUGGUGAUUUUGGUGUUGUUUGUUAAGAUUAAGAAGGCGGAGAGUGAGUUGACUGUUGAUGAGCGGGCCAAGCUGGAGUCUAGUGAUGGGGGUGGAGUGUGGAGAGAGGAUCAAGAUGCUGGCAGGCGAGCUGUAGAAUCUAGAGAGGGCGAAUGACACGCGCAAUGAUGGGAUUACGUGAGUAGAGGUUAAUGAUUGGAAAUCGUUGAAUUGUGGUCACGUUGAUGGGAAAGAGUUUGAUGUUAGACAUAUAGAUACCCUGAACAAUUUUUGAAGAUGCCC